Molecule: messenger RNA, 306 nt
Organism: Colletotrichum fioriniae
Lineage: Eukaryota; Fungi; Ascomycota; Sordariomycetes; Glomerellales; Glomerellaceae
Source: RefSeq, a predicted model, not a curated record
AUGGGUUCCAUCGUCAUCCCUCAUCUCAACAGCGGCUGGCACGUAGACCAAGCCAUCCUCUCCGAAGAAGAGCGCCUCGUCGUCAUCCGCUUCGGACGAGACGCAGACCGCGACUGCAUGAAGCAAGACGAAGUCCUCUACCGCAUCUCGGACCGCGUCAAGAACUUUGCCUCCAUCUACGUCUGCGACAUCGACCAGGUCCCCGAUUUCAAUCAGAACAUCAUCGAGACGGUCUACCGCGGCGCCAAGAAGGGCCGCGGUCUCGUCGUCAGUCCAAAGGAUUACUCUACCAGACACCGAUACUAG